AUGGGUCCCAUUCUCGGGUUACAGUGUCAGCUCUGUUUAUUGUCUGAUGUUAUUCUUCGCCGAGUUCUAACAAAUGUAAACCAAAACGAAGCCGUAUUUUCUCAAUCUUGGAAACCAUCCUACAUCCUCUUAUCACGCGAAGAGCAUCCUGGUCAAAUGGUGCCUGGCAACGCCCCAAAGAAAAUAACAGCGGGGAUUCGAUGUUACUCAAUGCGGCACGGCGGCGUGUUGUUUUGGAUAUGUAUACUUAUUGUUCAAGAAAGCCGCACAAAGAUGUUGUAUAUAGAGGGAACUGAUAGCAGCAAAAGAAUCUUCGUGCAAUCGGGAGAGAAUUUAGCAUUAACUUGUGUUUACACUGGGUUCUUCACCAGUGGAAUUGAUUUUGAGUGGUUUAUUCCAUCAUUGCCCAACGAACCGGUGACGUCUAACGCAAAAACAAACGUCUAUUGGCAAGACGAAAUCAACAAAAAGAAGUUUGUUCUUCUCGUACGAUCCAUAUCGACCGACGAUUCUGGAAGGUACACGUGCAGAAUGGGACGCCAAGAUGGCGAUCGAUUUCUCGAAAUGGCAAGAGCUGAGACCGAGGUCACCGUAGAACGAAGCAUAAUAACUACUGACUGUCCUAACGAGCAGUGGAUUCCAUCAAGAUCAGGAAAUCGGACAACCCCCUUUCAAGAAUCAGUUCUUAUUCGUUGUGUGAUACAAGCGCUACCACCACCAUUAAUACACUGGAGAUUCCGAGGUAAAGAGCUAUCAACUGGACCACACUAUACAACGUCCGUGAGUGGACUGAGGAUAUAUGGCCCGACGGAGGCAGACGGGGGAUUAUACACAGUUAUUGCUCGUCAACCAAAACACACAGCAGUUUUUGAUAUACAAGUCCGAGUGUUCAGCCGACCACGCAUAAGCCAUGGACCCGUCAUUCUCGGACCCUACAAGGACGCGGUGGUCUCAGACCGUGAGGCCUACUUGCAGUGUCUGGCCUCUGGUUAUCCAACACCAACUGUGCACUGGUAUCGUUCAAACGACCCACAGACAGAGCUACAGCGGCUCGAUCCCCACAAGUACUUCGUGAAUACAAACAGCCAGGUUGGAACACUACGCAUUGCCCGGGCUCAGUACCCUGACGAUUCGGAUACGUAUAUAUGUCGAGCUAUGGUCUCCGUGCCGGCAAUGUACGAACGGUGGUCAAACGAUGUGAUCGACGAAGCAAGACUGAAGGUUAACGUAACACUUUCACCAAGGUUGAUACGACUGACCACGAUGGACAGAUUUGUUGACAAAGGUGAUACAGUCACUGUGCAGUGCAAGGUUCGCGCUACGGAUCCAUUAAAACUGUAUUACGAAAAAUUCGGAAGCAACAGGUCCUUCGCUCCUGGGGUACAGCCAAACGACCCGCGCAUCAAAGUGUGGAUGGAAAUUGACCAAGAGGACCAAUUGAAUCAUAACCUCUACUUGACUAUUCAAAACACUACCCACGAAGAUACCUGGAAUUACACAUGCCACGCUCACAAUGCUGGGGAUAGUCGGUUCUGGAAUACAACUAUCCGCGUGGUGGAACGUCCUCAAAUGAUUCCUGCGAUUGGAUUGCCAAGCACUGAUGAAAGGGGCUUGCUGCGCUUUGGAUGGCGUCACAAUGCGACGAACUUGUCCUGUUCUUCUUUUGGAAUGCCACACCCAACAUGGACGUGGUAUCGAAGAGGAGAGCAAAUUUUAAACGCCGUGAAUUCCACAUUUACCAUUAUUUCUUGGGAUCAUUGGAACUGGAGUCAGUCGUGGUUACAAGUCCGACCCUGUCGUCACACGGAACACUUCAUCUACGAUGAGUACGUCUGCAAGGCUACGAAUAUCCGCGGAACUAAUGAGAGCGCAAUACGCUUUGAAAGAGCUUCGGUACCUGGACAACCAACGCUUCGUGGAUACAUCGUCACGCAAUCAACUCUUGAAUUAUUCGUGGAUGAGCCAAAAAAUACUGGUGGAUUACCCGUAACGGCGUACGAACUGCUCUACUCUGCUUUUGGAGGCCCAGGACGCUGGUACGGCCCGGUCCUAUUUCCGCUGGAUGCGUCGCUAGACAGCGGUUCGCCUCGAUUUCGUCUCCAUGGUCUUGUUGCUGGCACUGGCUAUCAGCUGAAACUGUCUGCUCGGAGUAUUGUGGGCAGCGGAACGCCUCUUGGAUUCUUUGUUCAAACCUCCGAGAGCACCCAGCCUGGUCCAGUUGAACUCAUUCAACGGACCUACGCUACGGAUCCUUACAGUCAUGUGAUUCAAUGGAAGACUCCCUUGAAUGGUGGACUGCCACUCACUGGCUACCGGAUUCGGCUCCGACCCGUUCGGCUCAACCAGAAUUCAGCUCGAAGUGAACUAAACCCACAUCGAACAGUCGUUGGUUCGGGACCAUGGUGCGAAAUUACCCCGGAGUUCAACAAUCCAUACUUGAAUUACUAUCACUUUACAAAUCUCGAUCCAGACCAACUAUACCAGAUCAUUGUGGAGGCUGUUAAUGAACGUGGGCGGUCUCUUGAUGGAGUGAAUACAGAUGAUUUCGGCUACCUCAACCGGACACCAAGCAAGCGUCCAGUUGUAUACUCCUUUAUAGACAGCAUCGACCAGGCACCGUUUCCGCAUGAUCUGGUUCCGAUUUGGUCCCUGUUCCGCACUCCUGUUGGUGAUGAGCUCGGUCGACCACCCAGGGUCUUUGGUCGAGGUCCUGUGUUGUACAUCGCACUUUUCAUCCCUUCAGUCUGUUGUUUUUCUAGUCUCAUCAAUUACCUUAUCUUUUUCUAG
Messenger RNA from Opisthorchis viverrini, 2787 nucleotides. RefSeq lists its product as hypothetical. Gene Ontology annotation, molecular function: protein binding. The coding region runs from base 1 to 2787 and encodes 928 amino acids. The transcript is spliced from 12 exons. Lineage: Eukaryota; Metazoa; Platyhelminthes; Trematoda; Opisthorchiida; Opisthorchiidae. The record is from RefSeq and is a predicted model, not a curated record.